AUGACAGGACUUAGCUCACCGUGCGGUGCCUGCAAGUUCUUGCGCAGGAAGUGUGCCAAUGGUUGCGUCUUCGCCCCAUAUUUCUCCCAUGAGCAAGGAGCUGCACACUUUGCUGCCAUCCAUAAGGUCUUUGGGGCGAGCAAUGCCUCAAAGCUCCUCACACAUCUCCCUGCAAGUGAUCGCUGCGAGGCUGCAGUCACCAUGUCAUACGAGGCACAGGCCAGGCUCUGUGAUCCAAUAUAUGGCUGCGUUGCGCAUAUAUUUUCUCUGCAACAGCAGGUGGUCAAUCUGCAAGCACAACUGGAGUCUCUCAAAGCUCAGUCACCACAGGGGUAUCGAGAUGAUUCUUCGAUCUCAAGCACUCAAAAGAACAACUGUGGAAACAUAUGUAGUCGCUACCUGCAAGAAGAACAACUCUUUUUCCAUCCAACAAUGCCAAGUAAUUCUUCAAUAAAGAACGAGGAUCAGUUAUACUCUUCAACUGAGCACUUCACUUAUACCUCAGACCAAUCUGCGCAAGGGUAUGAGACAGAUUUAUGCAUGCCUGACUACAGCAGCACCAAUCCUUCUUGCUCUGUGCAAGGAUACCAUGACAUGGAGGACCUUCAGUCAGUAGCCUUCGCCUAUCUCAACCAGGCAUGA
Molecule: messenger RNA, 642 nt
Organism: Lolium rigidum
Lineage: Eukaryota; Viridiplantae; Streptophyta; Magnoliopsida; Poales; Poaceae
Product: LOB domain-containing protein 29-like
Exons: 2
Coding region: 1-642 (213 amino acids)
Biological process (GO): hormone-mediated signaling pathway; positive regulation of DNA-templated transcription
Cellular component (GO): nucleus
Source: RefSeq, a predicted model, not a curated record